This is a messenger RNA of Folsomia candida, 3781 nucleotides long. Its product is annotated as metabotropic glutamate receptor 3. Gene Ontology annotation, cellular component: membrane. Lineage: Eukaryota; Metazoa; Arthropoda; Collembola; Entomobryomorpha; Isotomidae. Gene Ontology annotation, molecular function: group II metabotropic glutamate receptor activity. The coding region runs from base 504 to 3305 and encodes 933 amino acids. Gene Ontology annotation, biological process: G protein-coupled glutamate receptor signaling pathway; regulation of synaptic transmission, glutamatergic. The record is from RefSeq and is a predicted model, not a curated record. The transcript is spliced from 23 exons.
CUUUCAUUCUGGGUAAUCAGAUAAAAUGACUUGGUUAAGCACAUUUUGAUUUUCAAUCGUUCUAUUUAUAGACAUGCUGCCGUGAAAUUAAGUUUCUAAAUAUUUUGCCACAGGAGAAAGUGUUCAGCCUGAACAGCACGCAGAAGACGACUUUCGCCAGACUUUCUCUCACGGCUUCCAUAAUAAUGCCUCAGUCUCACCAAGGAGUGAGUAGAGCUGAGAUCUACUCGCGUCUCGAAAUCGCAUUCAACUCGGAACGAGUCACUUGUAAAAUAUCAGCGUCCAAUAUUAUCGUCAGUGAUUAAUUCCUCGAUGUUAAUCAAGUUACGCAAAUUACAUGCAACGGAAACUUAGAGUGUCUUCUGCAGACUAAAAGUUUAUUAACCACUCCAAAAUUAGAUAGUUUCAGUUACAAAACAAGUGAAAUUGAAUUUGACUAUUCACAGACGUAUGUGCAUACUUAUGUAGAAAGUUACAUCAAAAUUUCCAAAAAAGGAACGAAAAUGAACUUGAAACCGUCGUUUGAGUGGGUGAUUAAGUGGCUGCAACUGGAAUUGAGUCUUCUAUGGUUGAUGGCAUCCUUACCCAGCUCAUUCACAAUCCUGCAAAAUAAGUAUGUCGAUUACCCGGGUGACUUUAUCCUCGGCGCUCUCUUCCCGAUCCACAGGAGGGGGUCUGGAAAUGAUGUUUGUGGUGAAAUUCAGCUCGAGGAUGGGGUUCAACUUCUUGAGGCGUUGCUAUUUACGGUCGACAAUAUUAAUAAGAACAAUGCUAUCCUUCCAGGGAUUCGCCUGGGCGUAUUAGGUCAGCAUAGAUCGGAUAUUUUGCGUACACGGACUCUAGAUACUUGUGAUUCUGGGUUCAUAGCUAUGGAGCGCAGUUUAGACUUUGUGAAAGGAUUCAUAUCUCACUACAAUGAGUACCACGAGAGGGAAUUCCAUUGUGACAAUGGCAGUCCAGCAAAGUUCAUGUCUGGACAGUUCGAUCGUGUGAUUGGCGUUAUCGGCGGCCAGAGCUCUUCAGUGUCCAUCCACGUUGCAGGCCUGCUUCGUCUCUUCAAAAUCCCGCAAAUAAGCUACAUGUCAACGUCGCCACAGCUAAGCGAUCGUGAAAGGUUCCCCUAUUUCUUCAGAACGGUUCCAAGCGACGUGAACGAGGCGGCCGCCAUCAUUGACAUCCUCAGAUACUUUAAUUGGACAUAUGUUGCUGUCGUGUAUUCUGACUCUGAGUAUGGCGUUCAUUGCUACGAAGCCUUACGAGAUUUCGCAGCUAACGACUCGAUUUGCUUUACGACGCCCCAGAGAGUUAUUCGAUAUCAGUAUCAAGACUCGGAUUAUGAUCAAAUUAUUCGUACUGUCGUUAACAAACAAAACAUUCGAGUGAUUAUAUUGAUCUUGGAAAAAGAAUUCAUGAUUCACGUAAUGAAUGCUGCCAGAAGGCUGGGAGUUGGCAGCGAGUACGUUUGGCUUGGGACGGAUGGAUGGUCGAGUCGAGAAUCUGUGGUAAUGGGGAAGGAAGACAUUUUAGAGGGAGCCAUUGCCAUUCAGCCCCUCGUGAGUCAUAUCAGAGGGUUUGAUGACUAUUUUACAGGCUUGACGCCUGAACACACCUCCCUAAAUCCGUGGUGGUCUGAAUUCUGGGGAAAGUAUUUCAAAUGUGAACUUAGUCACGAAAGCCCCACCAGGAACAAAUCGAAUAUCGGAGACGUAGAAGAAUCCGUGCAAGACCCACCGUGCAGCCCAGAUCUUCGAAUCUCUGAGCUAAACGGUUAUUCUCAACAACCAUUCAUACAUUUCGUUCGUGAUGCAGCAUACGCUUUUGCCUAUGCCUUGCACAAUAUGCACGCCGAGCUUUGCGGAGGAGUUCCAGGUGUAUGUCCUGAAAUGCAUCACAUCGAUGGACCCCAUCUCAUUGAAUACCUAAAGAACGUUACGUUCAAAGACGAAGACGACAAUCCAUUUAGAUUUCUGAACCAAGGCGAUGGGCCAACACGGUAUACAAUUGUGAACUUCCAACGAGACCCUUCCAGUCUAAACUACCAGUGGCAAAAAGUCGGAGAUUAUUCAAUGCGACCAGAAGGAAAAUUUGAGCUGAAAAUUGAAGAUGACCGGAUCCGCUAUCGUGUGAGUUCAGGGAUAAGCGAGUACCCACAGUCAACGUGUGCCAAACCUUGUUCCAUUCACCAAGUGAAAGUUCGAGAGAGAGACGACACUUGCUGUCAUAUAUGUCGAGAUUGUGGCAAAUUCCAAAUCAAACAUGACGAUUUCCACUGUGAUGAUUGUCCCCUGGGACAAUCACCUGACAGCUUGCAUUCAACGUGCAAUCCGAUUGAAGAACAAUAUAUUGACUAUUUAAAUCCACUUGCAAUGGCAGCAAUGAUAUUCUCCGGAUUUGGUAUUCUUCUGGCUCUGUUCGUGCUCAAAGUGUUUUGGAGAUACAACGACACUCCGAUUAUCAAAGCGGCAGGAAGGGAACUGUCCUACGUGCUUCUCUUUGGAAUAAUUCUUUCCUUCAGUGCAACUUUCUUUAUCGUGGCUCCUCCAAAUCAGCUCUCAUGCGGAGUCGUGAGAUUCUUCUUAGGCUUCUGUCCGACUUUGUGUUACGCUGCGAUUUUAACCAAAACCAAUAGAAUCGCCCGAAUUUUUCACAAGUCCGGGCCCUCCGAGACCAAAUUUAUAAGCCCUUCUUCGCAAAUUUGCAUUGUUGCCAUCUUAACGUCGGUGGAGGUGCUGAUCAACGCUGUGUGGAUUUGGAUUUCUCCUCCAGACUCUAUUUUCACCUUUCCAGAUCGGGGGACUAAACUCAGGAUUUGUAAAGGGUUGGAUGACUAUAGUUAUAUGAUUGGUUUUGUAUAUCCUCUCAUUCUCAUUAUUGGCUGCACAAUUUUUGCAAUUCAAACUCGGAAGUGUCCAGGAGGAUUCAAUGAGGCAAAGUAUAUUGCUUUCACAAACUAUUGCCUCUUGAUAAUUUGGCUAGCGUUCGUCCCCCUCUAUCUGACCAGCACAAGCAAUGGCAUUCGAGUAGUGACGCUGGCCAUAUCACUUUCAUUGAGUGGGCUAGUCGAGAUGGGAUGCCUGUUCUUCCCAAAAAUUUACAUUGUUCUUUUGAAACCUGAGAAAAACACAAAAGAAGUUGUGAUGGCUCCAAAUCGUAGUUCUUUUGCAACUCUAAGCAAUUCUGCGCCUGUUGCAAGCAGUAAUACUCCAAAGGUAAUUACGUCCAACGGUAAUUACGCAUCCAGCCAACAUUUAAGCCCGGAGGAAAUUCUCAUAAGCAAUGGCUCCUUCUCCGACCCGUCGUGUUAAACUAGUUAAACUAUUUCGUAUAAAAGGUACUUGGUUUUUGUUACUAAUUGAAGAGCAAUUAAUGGAUAACUUUGAUAUAAAAGUAUACAUUUCCUAAUUUCCAACAUAUGAACAAAAUAAUUUACAAACUCUAGUUACAAAAGUGAAAACUUUAUUUUUGUAAUAAUACAUACACAUUUACCACAAAAUUAUCUCGUACGAAUUUUCCAGAUUAUAUAUCGUAAACUUAUGUGACCAUCAAUAGUACAAAAUGUUAUUUAAUGCUAAUAUGCAAAUCUUGCAAGGUAAUUACACUAUAAAAGAAAGUAUUAUUAGAAAAUGUAUAUCUACAUAUUAUAAAAUUAUUUGAGCCUGUAGAGACUUCUCAUGUAUAUGUAUGACAUAUGAAAGGUAUUAUUAUUGAUUACUAUUAUAUAUUCCUUAUAUUACUGUCAUCGUAAAUAUUUGCAUAGAAUAAAAUACAGUUUUGAUUUCGA